CGUUGGUCGGAUGCCAAUUAGAAGUUGGCUAGCUAGCUGGUCCUAUGUACAUUUUCGUUCAGAUUGUUAGCAAGCUGGCUACAUUAUAGCCGACUGACUUUGGCAGUUUGAACGGCUAGACUAGCUAGGUUAGCUGGCUACGUUAUAAAGGGCCAUGCCACCGCUUACUCUUAGGGGAAUAACUGUGGAUUUUCCUUUCACGCCAUAUGAAUGUCAGAAAGAAUAUAUGAAAAAGGUCAUUGAGUGUCUGCAAAACAAGAUAAAUGGAGUGCUUGAGAGUCCAACGGGCACUGGCAAAACCCUGUGCCUGCUGUGUGCCACUCUUGCCUGGAGGGAGUACUUCAAGGACACAAUUUCGGCCCGGAAGAUCGCAGAGAAAAUGGGCGGGGCCGAGCUCUUUCCAGACAGGCCUUUGUCGUCGUGGGGGACGGCUGCCACGGAUGGUGACACACCUGCAUAUUACACAGACAUCCCAAAGAUUAUCUAUGCCUCCAGGACUCAUUCCCAGCUAACCCAGGUCAUCAGUGAGCUGAAAAACACAUCAUACAGGCCCAAAGUGUGUGUGUUGGGGUCCAGGGAGCAGCUGUGUAUUAACCCCGAGGUGAUGAGGCAGGAGAGCAACCACGUGAAGGUGCACAUGUGUAGAGCAAAGAUAUCCUCCCGAUCCUGUGUCUACUACAAUAAUGUUGAAGAAAAGAGCACAGAUAAGGAGCUAACCAACACAAUUUUGGAUGUUGAGGACCUUGUGAAGGCUGGAAACAAGCAAAGGGUCUGCCCUUAUUACCUGUCCCGCUCCCUGAAACAGCAGGCCGACAUAAUAUUCAUGCCUUAUAACUACCUCCUUGAUCCAAAGAGUCGCAGAGCUCACAAUAUUGAGCUGAAGGGGGCUGUGGUCAUAUUUGACGAGGCACACAAUGUGGAAAAGAUGUGCGAGGAGUCCACCUCCUUCGAUCUGACCCCCUACGACUUGGCCUCUGCCAUCGACACUGUGGACAAGCUCCUCGUGGAGCAGGCCAGGGAUGCAGGGAAGGCAGAUUUGACUGAAGAUUUCAAUGUGGAAUCACUGAACUCAGGUCUGAAACUGGACAUUACGACUAUCGCUAAAAUAAAACAAAUACUUCUGGACCUCGAGGCGGCAAUAGAUUCCUUUGAGAUGCCUUCAAAUGACCAGGGGAUCACCAAACCUGGGAGUUUCAUAUACGAGUUGUUCCAGAGGGCACAGCUGACGUUCGACACCAAGGCGGCCAUCUUGGAGGCUCUGGAGCAGACCGUUGGCUAUUUGGCCGGACGACCUGGCAUUUUCCUGAACACGUCUGGGUUACAGAAGUUGGCAGACAUCAUUCAGCUGGUGUUCUGUGUAGAUCCACCAGAGGGCGGUGCAGCGCAACACUUUGAGAGCAACACGAAACAGUUCAAGGUUCAUAUCCACAGGGACACCAGCCAUCACAGAAAAAAACAAAACACAGAUUUAUGGUCUUCGUCAUCAUCAAAAAAACAAGGGAACGUCCUCAGCUACUGGUGCUUCUGCCCGGGGUUCAGCAUGCAGGAGCUGGUGCGGCAGGGCGUCCGAACCAUCAUACUGACCAGCGGCACCCUCUCGCCCCUCACGUCCUUCACCGCCGAGAUGCAGAUCCCUUUCCCGGUGUGUCUGGAAAACCCGCACGUCAUUCAACGUGACCAGAUCUUUGUCAGUGUUAUUGACAAAGGUCCAGAUGGUGUGCAGCUGAGCUCCGCCUUUGAUCGCAGGUUUGUUCCUGAAAACAUGGCAUCAUUAGGAAACACAAUUGUAAAUCUGGGACGUGUCGUUCCCCAUGGCUUGCUGGUGUUCUUUCCUUCCUAUCCAGUGAUGGAUAAGACUCUGGAAUUCUGGAAGGCUAAGGGGCAUGCCGACCGAAUAGAAAACCUGAAGCCCAUGUUCGUGGAGCCCAAAGGCAAAGGAACUUUCACAGAGGUUAUGGAUGGUUAUUACAACAAAGUCAAUGAUCCAAAGUCGAAAGGAGGAAGCUUCUUCGCUGUUUGCAGGGGAAAGGCAAGUGAAGGGCUCGACUUUGCAGACACUUAUGGCCGAGGGGUUGUUAUCACUGGUCUUCCUUUCCCGCCUCGGAUGGACCCCAGGGUUAUUCUGAAGAUGCAGUACCUUGACGAAAUGCGCAAAAAGCCCUCUAUCGGGGCCAAGUAUUUGUCAGGACAGGAGUGGUAUAGGCAGCAGGCGUCCCGGGCAGUGAACCAGGCCAUAGGCAGAGUGAUCCGGCAUAGAGAAGACUAUGGAGCCAUAUUCCUGUGUGAUCACAGGUUUAACAGCAGUGACGCUCGUUCUCAACUGCCUUCGUGGGUGAGGCCAUAUAUCCGUACACAUGACAGCUUUGGGAACAUAGUCCGUGAUGUUGCACAGUUCUUCAGAGUUGCUCAGAAGUUCAGGCUUCCCCCGGAAAAGAAGCGCCCAACAGCAAGCUGUGGAGCCAGUAACUCCUUGGAGGGGGCCUGUGCCAGCAGCCAUGCCUCCCAGGUCCCUCUGAGCUCCUUCAUGCCGAAGGCCAAGUCCCUGGACUCACAUGUUCCCAGCCUCAAAAAGCGAAAACUGAAUGACCACACCGUGGGGGAGGGGAUGGCCCGGCUGUGCAUCCAGUACGAGACACUCAUGGAGGACGGCAGGAGGCAGCCGGCAGGGCUGCUGGACGCCCUAGAGCACAGUGACCAGAGGGCUGGGGAGGACGACGAGGAGCAGUUGGUGGGAGAGGAAAAGGCAAGCCGCUUGUCCACGCUCUCUCUGCAGCAUGACAAAAGAAUGGAUGAUGAAUCUCGUGGAGGGAAGCGCAAAAUCAGAGUGGUCCAGCAGCAGACAAAAGCCCUUCAUCCAAGUGUGUCAGAGGAAUCCAAGGCAGAGAAAGCCAAGGCUUUCCUAGCAGCGGUGAAACGAUCACUGAGUCAGGUGAAUUUCCAUCGAAUCAUGAAUGCUCUGCAGAAGUACAAGAGGGUGGAUGACCUUGACGAUCUGCUGCUGGUGGUCGUGGAGCUGUUCACAGAAGACACCAACACACACAUCUUACUCAGAGAAUUCUAUCAGUUCAUUCGUCCUCAUCACAAGAAACAGUUUGAUGAAACCUGCCGGGAGUUGACAGGAAUUGGGUGUGGGUAUAAACCGGAACACUCUCUGUCCAAGGAAGAGAAGGAGAAGCUAAUGCAGCAGAAAGCCAAUGCUGAGAAGCUUGCUCCCGCUGCCACUCUCUCCACUGACUCUGAAUCAGCCACUGUUGAACAGCUGAACAAAGGAGGCUCCCAUCUAAGCACCCACGGCCUGAGCAAAGUGAAUGCCCAGCCCUCGCAAAAGACAGACUCUAAGCCCCCCGAUCAGUCAGCCCAGAAGACUACAGUCUAUUCCACUUUUGUCACCGAUGUAAAAAAAGCUAUUGGAAUUGAGAAAUCCAAUCAGUUGUUUAAGGGGAUCCAGGACUACAAAAAAACUGACAAUUAUGACAACAUGGUCUCCACAGUUGUGAGUUUAUUGACAGAGAAAUCAGAAGACUUUCAUCUACUUCGAACCUUUGCCAUGUUUGUCCGUCCUCACCACAAGCAGCAGUUUCUGUGGUUGUUACAUGACUUGGCUGGGGACUCCAACACUCCUGUCACUCAGACAGCAAAGGAUCUGCUAUUGCAUUCAAGCCUCGAGGUACCAGUUUCCAGGGCCACGCCAGUUACAUCACAAAGCAAGAUCUCAUCUUUCUUCUCAUCAAGUCAAAGGAAGUAGGGCAUGACACUUGGGAGUGUCCCACAGUUGCAGAGUCUCCACCUCAAAGGUGGAUCUUUUGUUACUCAAUCCUCUGAAUGUUCUGACAUUUCAACGAUCUGUUUGAGUGACACUCAUGCUUUAAGUGGAAAAAAUCUACUUUAAUGGCAACACGUGUCCGUCACAUGCAGCACACAAGCUUUUUGUGCAGGCUUAAUGAUCUAUGAGAGACCCAAGUCUCCUUUACAAGACUGGAGCAACCGAUGGAGAAGGGAGAGGCAAAUGUCCUGUUAAUUUGUAAUUGACUUAAACUGUUGGGGUUGUUCUGACUAAUGUACAAAUCACCAAAAUCAUAAAUGUGUCAGAGUUCCUGGUGCCAAAUGAGGUCGCUAAUUUUCAGAUGAGUCAGAAUAAGCUUUGUAGCUUUGGCACAAACCUCAGAUAAUAGUUUCCACAAGGCCCAUUCCAACAGAUAACAAAAUGAGAAUUUUAAUGUAAUGAUGAUAUUGUGUGAAAAUUCAUUAAAAUUACUGACUUUUGUACUUUACUGUUUUUGUAUCCACCCUUUUAGAACUUGUGAAAAUGUUGAGAUAUUGGAACUACCAAAUUGUGGGAAAAAUAAAUAAAAAGCAAUUUGUCUCCUCUGAUCAACCCUGAAAGACAGCCAGCUUUCAUGUCCUGCUUGCAACUAGAGUUACCACCAUUCACACUCCUCAGAAAUAUCUUAAAGUCCCAGUCGUUCCAGGCAAAUGGCUGAAAAUUAUUUUAUAUUAGAUUUUUAAACAUUAUUUUAGAACUAAGUGUAACCCGUAGCACCUUUUAUGCCACUGGAAAUUGUUUUAAUAGGAUUUGGGCUAGUAGUCACAGAAGUAUAGGUUCGGCAUGAGGUGUAAAUAAGAGGACUGAGACUAGGAUGUAUGAUAAACUGGGAAUGUAUUGACAAUUGACACUUGUUGAUUGGUUGGGUGCACCCAAAAAUAAGAUACACCAAACGUAAGAGAAGGCAUUAUUUGUGAGUUCACUUACAGUAAUACAAGGUUGUAUAUAUUACACACAGUAUACAGAUGCCCAACAUCUGGCUGGCUUCUUUCUUUCGAAAGAAGAUUAAUAUCCAAAAGAAAAACCUGACCUCAUUCCCUUUCAUGGAAAUUGCCUCGCUCCAACACGCAAGAACAGAAUUCAGUUCGUCAAUUUCAACA
Megalops cyprinoides (Indo-Pacific tarpon) is the source of this 4923-nucleotide messenger RNA. RefSeq names its product regulator of telomere elongation helicase 1 (gene rtel1). The transcript is spliced from 33 exons. Gene Ontology annotation, molecular function: hydrolase activity, acting on acid anhydrides, in phosphorus-containing anhydrides; DNA polymerase binding; DNA helicase activity. Gene Ontology annotation, cellular component: nucleus. NCBI's taxonomy places the organism in Eukaryota, Metazoa, Chordata, Actinopteri, Elopiformes, Megalopidae. The record is from RefSeq and is a predicted model, not a curated record. The coding region runs from base 155 to 3745 and encodes 1196 amino acids. Gene Ontology annotation, biological process: DNA recombination; regulation of double-strand break repair via homologous recombination; DNA replication.